AUGGGUUCGGUUUUUGCAGAGAUCGAGGGGAGAGAAACAACAUACACCAUCACCGCGGAGGACAUAAGAAGGGAGCUGAAGAUUGAACCGUUUGUGGUUAUUGAAACGGCUCCCACACAUACUGAAGAAGUGCAAAGAGCAGUGGUGAACGAAUCGUGCCCUCAAUGCCAUCAUCCCCAACUUGAGUACUACACCAAGCAGCUGCGUUCGGCGGAUGAAGGUCAAACUGUAUUUUACGAGUGCCCGGAAUGCAGACACAAGUUUUCAGUUAACACAUGAAGGCAAAAGUAUGAUCUCUUUUUCUCCAGCUGCUGUCUUCUGAGUACAUUUUUUUUAAUCAGUUUUGCUUCAUCUAGUUUAGAAAUUUCUUGAAAUAUUGUAACGUAUAAUGUAAGACAAUUAUAUUGAAGGGAGUAGUAGACUUGAUUUAUGUUCUUCGCAUAUUGUAUGAUACUACUUUGUGCGGAGAUGUGCUGAGAUUAUAUGAGCAGAUAUUGGCGCAA
Messenger RNA from Ananas comosus (pineapple), 503 nucleotides. RefSeq names its product DNA-directed RNA polymerase I subunit RPA12-like. Gene Ontology annotation, cellular component: RNA polymerase I complex. The coding region runs from base 1 to 279 and encodes 92 amino acids. Gene Ontology annotation, molecular function: nucleic acid binding; zinc ion binding; DNA-directed RNA polymerase activity. The transcript is spliced from 4 exons. Gene Ontology annotation, biological process: termination of RNA polymerase I transcription; DNA-templated transcription. NCBI's taxonomy places the organism in Eukaryota, Viridiplantae, Streptophyta, Magnoliopsida, Poales, Bromeliaceae. The record is from RefSeq and is a predicted model, not a curated record.